Molecule: messenger RNA, 1277 nt
Organism: Penaeus indicus
Lineage: Eukaryota; Metazoa; Arthropoda; Malacostraca; Decapoda; Penaeidae
Product: peptidyl-tRNA hydrolase 2, mitochondrial-like
Exons: 4
Coding region: 241-777 (178 amino acids)
Cellular component (GO): cytosol; mitochondrion
Molecular function (GO): peptidyl-tRNA hydrolase activity
Source: RefSeq, a predicted model, not a curated record
CGUAAACACGCAUGGAGGUCCUGGCGAUGUCCAGGGAGUGCUCCAAGAACUACAUUUUAAGACACACAAAAAUAUUCCUAGAGAAAACGAGACUAAUAGAAAUAAUAUAAAGAAAGAAGAAAGAAGAAAGAACAUAGAGCCAGGGGAUAUAGACUAGACAAUAGUCUAAAAACCCUAUAAAAGUAGAAAGAAGAAGAAGAAGUGUAAGGAGUGUCGGGAAUUCGCUUCCUGGCAGCGACGAUGAUCCCCAUUAUUUCCGACCUGCUCGCCCAGCCCGGGGUCAUGGUGGGCAUGGGGCUGGGAGUGUGCAUAGGCUUCUUCAUGAGGGGUUCCUUGCUGGGAAAUGGAGAGACGGUGGAGGAAGGUGACGACGAGGACAACGACGGGGGUUGGGAUGAGGAUGGUUUCCUAGCAGAGGGAUCUGGUGAAUACAAGCUGGUACUUGUGGUACGAACCGACCUCAAAAUGGGGAAGGGAAAAGUGGCAGCCCAGUGUUCCCAUGCGACUCUGAAGGCCUUCAAGCAGUCUCAAAAGUCCUGCCCCAAGAUUUUAAGAAAGUGGGAGUUAAAUGGACAACCAAAGGUAGUGGUGAAGUUGGACGACGAGGCUCAAAUGCUGGACUUGGCAGGACUGGCUAGGGAGGUUGGUCUGACCGUCAGCCUCAUCCAGGAUGCCGGUCGCACUCAGAUCGCCCCAGGCUCACGCACUGUCCUUGGAGUUGGGCCAGGACCAGCGGACCUUAUUGAUCAGAUCACUGGUCACCUCAAACUAUAUUAGAGUUUUUAAUUUAUUUGUACUGAUGAAUGGGAUAUUUCCAACUUAUAAAUACUGUGAUGGUAUUUAUUGGCUGAUUGUUAUUAUUUUGAUAGGAAAUGGGAGAAAAAUAAACAAAAAAAAGGGGAAACUUUGACCUCAUGACAACCUGCAUAAUUAAGUCUUUUGAAAUUGUUUUUUUGAAAAGGGAUUUUCAAAUAAUGAAGAGAAUCUUGCUUGUUAUGUUAUUUAUGUGCAAGCGAACAUUUUAUGAAGAAAAAAUACUUAAUGCAUUUAUCUUUUCUUUUCUUUUCUUUUCAAUAUAUAUAAGAAGGGUAUUGUGAGGUUGUUACAGAGUUGCUGUGGUUCAGUUGAGCUGCUUCAGGGUGAGGCAAGAAGCUUGAUGAUUCAAUAUUCAGGGUUUUUUUUUGCUGUUGUUUUAUCACAAGUAAUUUGGUAAUUUUAGCACUCUGUAACUAUGAAAUAAUAAAUUUGAGGCACUGGAUCCACUGUCAUUAUAAAAA